AGGGGACGGGGGUGUCCCGCGGCUCGGCGGCUCGGGGAGCGAUUGGGUAGGAUGGGCGAGCGGCUCCCUGCUGGGCUCGGCAGGCUCCGCGAUCCCACAGCAGCGCCCGCCCCGAGCCGCUCCGAGCCGCUCCGCUCCGCCACCGGCCCCGGCCCCGGCCCCGGCCCCGGCCGCCGCCAUGGCGCAGCCCGCGGCGCCCUUGGGUGCCGCCCUGCUGCUCGUCCUGCUGGCGGCGGACUCCUCGCAGACCGUGCUGCUGCGCGCCCCCGAGGCUGCCCAGUUCCUGCGGCAGAGGCAGCGGCGAGCCUACCAGAUCUUCGAGGAGACCAAGCAAGGGCACCUGGAGAGGGAGUGCGUGGAGGAGCACUGCAGCAAGGAGGAGGCCCGGGAGGUCUUCGAGAACGACCCCGAGACGGAAUACUUUUACCCGAAAUACUUGGCUUGUAUUCAGAAAUAUGGGUCGCCGUAUACAAGAAGUCCAGAUUUCCUUACGUGCGUUCACAAUUUGCCAAACCAGUGUUCUCCUGAUCCUUGUUACAAAGAGGGAACUGUCAAAUGUGAAGAUCUCAAGGGGGACUUCUAUUGUGAAUGCAAACGUGGCUGGCAGGGAGAAAUAUGUGACAAAGAUAUCGAUGAAUGCAAAGUGCAGCACGGUGGCUGUAACCAGAUCUGUCUCAACAAGCUCGGCAGCUACCGUUGCUCAUGCUACAGUGGUUAUGCCCUUAAAGACAGCAAAACAUGUGAAGACAUAGAUGAGUGUGCAGCAUCAGCAGACAUCUGUGGAGAAGCUCGCUGUAAAAAUUUGAUAAGCUCAUAUGAAUGUCUUUGUGAUGCAGGCUACAAGUACAAUGAGUUGAGAAAGACUUGUGAUGAUAUAAAUGAAUGUGAACAACAGCUCUGUGAACAGACCUGUGUCAACUCACCAGGGAGUUAUACCUGUCACUGUGAUGGCAGAGGGGGAGUAAAACUUUCCCAGGACAUGAAUACAUGUGAGAACAUAAUGCCAUGUGUGCCUUUUGCUGUUGCAAAAAGCGUUAAGUCCUUAUACCUGGGGAGGAUGUUCAGUGGGACUCCUGUCAUCAGACUGCGCUUUAAAAGGAAACAACCGACAAGACUUGUGGCUGAGUUCGACUUUAGAACCUUUGAUCCUGAAGGUAUCCUUUUCUUUGCUGGAGGCCAUCAAGACAGCACAUGGGUAGUCUUGGCUUUGCGCAAGGGACGGUUAGAGCUGCAGCUGAAAUACAACGGAAUAGGCCGCGUGACCAGCAGCGGACCACUUAUCAACCAUGGCAUGUGGCAGACGAUCUCUGUUGAAGAACUCGAGAGAAGCUUGGUUAUAAAGGUCAACAGGGAUGCAGUUAUGAAAAUAGCUGUCUCAGGUGAUCUGUUUACUCUAGACAAAGGACUGUAUCAGCUGAAUCUGACAGUAGGAGGCAUCCCUUUCAAAACAAAGGACCUUGUUCUGCCAAUAAACCCUCGUCUGGAUGGUUGCAUGCGAGCAUGGAACUGGCUGAAUGGGGAGGACAGCACUAUCCAAGAGACCAUAAGGAUGAAUGAAAGGAUGCAGUGCUUUUCUGUAGCAGGACGAGGGUCUUUCUAUCCUGGUCGAGGUUUUGCUGUAUUUAAUCUUACUUACAUGCAACCUUCUUCGGGAAAUGAAACCAAGACAAGUUGGAAAAUAGAACUAAAUGCUGCAAUUCAGCCAGCAACAGACACCGGUGUGCUCUUUGCUCUGGUUACAGAAGAAGCAUCUGUCCCUUUAUCACUAUCUCUGAUUGACUAUCACUCCACAAAGAAACUGAAACAACAGUUCGUCAUCUUGGCCUUGGAGCACACAGUUGUGUCCAGACUGGCAAUAAAUCUCUGCGAUAAGAAGGAACACUCUGUUAACAUCCUUGUCAAGAAGGACCAGCUAUCCCUGAGGGUAGAUGGGAUGGCAGGAGAGAGUGAAUUAAGCACUUCUGAGUUAGAGGACAGCCUGUCCAUCUUGGAGAGCUCUUUGCAAUCAACAGUGAAGACAUAUGUGGGAGGAUUGCCAGAUGUUCCUGUCACCUCUACUCCGGUCACGGCGUUCUACCACGGCUGCAUGACUGUGAAGCUGAACAGCAAGGCACUGGACUUGGACGAGGCACUGUACAAGCACAGCGACAUCACGUCACACUCUUGUCCUCCAGUUGAGGCGGGUCCGUAGGUACCACUGCAAUGCGAAAGUUUUAUACUAGGAAACUUUCAAUGCUUUUCUUUUUUUUUAAAGAUAUAAAUUAUUCAGACCUACCGCACUGCGUGUAUAGUUUCUCUUAAACACUGAAGUUACGUAGGAGCUACUGAUCCUUAUGUCAGAUUGAUUAUUGAAAUACUCCUUUGCUUUGAGGUUUAAAGGUUGUAAUAUAUUUGUAAAUAGUUCAGAAGACUAAUAUUAAAAAAGCCAAAAGUACAGAAUAUACCUAAAUGAAUGUCAUGUUUAAGCUGUAAGAGACAGUUUUAUCCAGAAUGUGGAAAACCUGGUAAUAUAUGAGUGUGGACUGGAAGAAAAAUAAUAAUUCUGUAUUAUUUUUAUUACCAACACCGCUUUCUGAUUUGCAAAGUAUGAGAGAAUAAAAUAUUUACAUACAAGUUUUUAAUUUA
This is a messenger RNA of Oxyura jamaicensis (ruddy duck), 2625 nucleotides long. RefSeq names its product growth arrest specific 6 (gene GAS6). The coding region runs from base 179 to 2191 and encodes 670 amino acids. Gene Ontology annotation, molecular function: calcium ion binding. The transcript has 15 exons. The record is from RefSeq and is a predicted model, not a curated record. Gene Ontology annotation, cellular component: extracellular region. Lineage: Eukaryota; Metazoa; Chordata; Aves; Anseriformes; Anatidae.